Messenger RNA from Pseudogymnoascus verrucosus, 4152 nucleotides. RefSeq lists its product as uncharacterized. The coding region runs from base 11 to 3727 and encodes 1238 amino acids. The record is from RefSeq and is a predicted model, not a curated record. Gene Ontology annotation, molecular function: SUMO ligase activity; zinc ion binding. NCBI's taxonomy places the organism in Eukaryota, Fungi, Ascomycota, Leotiomycetes, Thelebolales, Thelebolaceae. The transcript is spliced from 3 exons. Gene Ontology annotation, biological process: protein sumoylation.
GAAUGUAUUUAUGUUGGAUGUUCGAAUCGGGCCACGCCAACGCCAGCCUAGAACCGCCUGCGCCUGCUUUGGGAAUUGGGGGAGAACAAACGAAAAGAGAUCCAACAGUUUCCCUUUGUUCUUGACGACACCACCACUACAAACUCGGCGGGGGGGGGGACUUUUAUUGUUGGUUCCUUGUUUGUUGCCCUGGGCCUCCUUGGGGCGGCGAGAGAGUUUAGAAUAUAAUAUAGUAUUCGUUAUAUACUCUCUCUUUCUCGAUUUCACGAUUUCUAGUGAGACUCACCUAUCUGAUGAAACGACCCUUACACCGCCCAGCCCAGACACUACACCCACCAGGCUCCACAGAAAAAUGCGGAAACGAUCAGAUAAAGAUAAGAGCGCCCACGCCGGCCCGGGAACCGUGCAGCAGAUCGCAUCCACCAACUGGACUGUGAACCUCUUCCUCGGCGGUGGUCAGGUUAGGUCUUGGAUGAACAGCACAGCAGAAGCUGGAGCGCCUUCGAGUACGAGUACGACGAUUUCACGGCCCAAGAAGCGAACGUCGGUCCUGGCUGCGACGACGACGGCGGGUGGCGAUAAGAGACCGAAGACGGCGAGUACUGUACUUCCCUCGCCAGCGCCUAGCGAUGAACCUAGCCCUACCAGGGAAACGGACUCGAGUCGCGUCAUGCAAGAGGAUACGGUUGGGAUGGCUGAGCAACAACGGCUACCGGUGACGAUGCAGGAGGCUGAUACGCAGGAAGUGAGGAGGCCGACGACACGGCUGUCGAUUGCGAUGAGUCAACUGGGGACUGGUGGGAAUGCUGAGGGACAGGCUGUGCGUAGGCCGGGGACGUUGGAGUCGCCGAUUAUGAUUCAGCGGGGGGGGGAUAUAGAUGGGGCGGGGCAGGAUAUGCGGAGGCUGGAAAUGAAGAUGCCGUCGAUGUUGGUGCAGCAGGGGCAGGUGCAGCAGUCGCCUCCGUUGAUGCAACAAAGUAAUACAGUCAACGAACCGCAGGUUGUGCGGAGCCCGUCGACUCAGCAGCCGCAGAUGGUCCAACAAAGGAAUACAGGCAACGAACCGCAGGCCGUGCGGAGCCCCUCGACUCAGCAGCCGCAGAUGGUCCAACAAAGGAAUACAAACAACGAGUCACAAACACUGCAGAAUGCCUGGACCAGGCAACCGGUGUCGAGUGGCUAUACGCCGCAGGCGCCCGCUCCUCCUCCGGCGAAGAGGCGCAAGAUGACAUCCGCGAACCACCCGAGCCUGAAAAACAUGCUGCCACUUCUCGAGCAUCACGUCAAUGCGCAUGGAGGGAUGCAGAAUCUCUCGAGGAAUAUCGAGCGGCAGAGGUUUCAGAUGCUUCAGAAGGCGUGUGAGAGCGAUGACUACUUUUAUUUUGCGCUCCAUCAGAUCUUCUGCCUUUACACUCUUGAUCCUGAGUUGGUGGCUACGCUUAUAAUGCCGCAAGGGGGAACUGUUCUCGAGGUGGCGUUUGGAAUUAUCGGUCAACUUAUGAUGCCUAAUUCCGCCAUCUCGCCGGUCCACACGAAGUUCUUCUCGGUUUUUCCAAAUCAGCUGCCGGAGCUUAUACACAGAUCGGACCAAUACAAGCUAACAGUGAACAAUGUGGCGACAUUCCUAGCCAGGCUAUCGCUGGAAUGGCCAAAAUAUAUUCCCGAAUGCAUUAAUAGAGGAUACCCACCUCUGGUGGACGAGCUCGUGGACCGAUUUGGGCUUCUUUCUCCAAUCCUUCAGCAUAUUAUUUUCACCGCCACUCGACGGAAUAUGGGGAUCCCCGACGAUGAAUACAGUGCCCAGAUGGAGAAGCUAUUCAGCCACGACCAAGAACUCCAUCGUCAGAUGGCAGCGAGGGUCAACACCGCAUAUCCGCCAACGGAAAGGGAGAUCAACGAACGCAACCAAUGGCAAUCCAAUCAGUAUAAAACUGUUCGAGCUGCGCAGCUCCAACGGAUAGAACAGAUUCGUCAAGGGGAACCUUCGCACAUGAGUCCGAAUGCGACACGUCCCUUGCAACGACCAAAUAUGUUGGGACGCGUACAGUCUCCAAGCAACAUCCCACCCGCGACGCAAGCCGGGCAUCCUUCUCCUAUUCGAACUACUAUCAUGCUAUCGGAGGUACUAACUGCCUCGCCGCGGUCUACCACAGUGCCGUCUCCUCACCAAUACCCCUGGCCAUCCCAGGCAGCUCAGGCAUGCCCUAUGUUACCAAGCCAGCAAAUUCUGCCUAGUCAAGCGCAGAAUAUCCAGCAGCCGUAUCAGCCGAGUCAACCGCAGAACAUGCAGCAUAGACAAGCUCAGGUGAAUGAUAUUGUGCGGACUGCCUCGAGGAAUGCGUCUCGGAAUGCUUCAUUAGUACAAUUUCCUGGGGCAGCGGGUAGUGCGGCUCCUUCACCUGUGCUGACGAACCAGCCUCGCCGUGUCUCGUCGUCCACGUACAGUAUGACCGUUCCUACUAUUGCUUCUAUGCCUGCUGGAUACAGUUCGCCGCAAGCACAGCCGCAACCACAGCAGAAGACCGGUAGGGUGCCGCUUAUACCGCCCGUAGGCUACACUCCGCCGUAUCAGUUCCCACAACCUGAUCGCAGCGCCCUUCAUCAAGCCCAUCUCCGCAGUCCAGUCCUAAAACCCAUCGAUGCUGAUGAAGGGCUGGUAGCAAACGAGACAGCUCCGAGGUAUUACCAAGCCGUCCAAUGCUUUGCUGUCAAGCCAACUACACUCCUGGAUUCUCCCUUGCUCACCGAGCUAUCAUUCGCCGUUCCUAAACGCGUAUACCCCAACAUAGCCGAGGACAAAAGUUCCGACCUGUCGGCGCCUAUGCUUCGAGAAGUGCGGCAGGGUAGUCUCCAGUACCGAGUCCGCUGCAGCAGGAUGAAUAAAGAUGCUCCCAUGGAGCCUUCGGAUUUUGUUGUCGCGGAUACGAGUUGGCCGCCUACUAUAUUCAUGGAGAUGAACGACUCUGUCAUUGAAAUCCGGCGUAAGAGCCACUAUGGCAAAGACCGCCCCGUGGACAUCACACCGCACGUUCUCGAGCGUGGUCCGGCGAAGAAAAACACACUAAGGGUUUGCGUACCCAGGCCGCCGAAGACGGGAAACGAUAUAUUCUACUCCAUCGCCAUCGAAGUAAUCGAAGUCUUCCGCCACCAGCAAAUCAUCGACAUGUGUCUCCAAGAACAGCGCAUAACCGCCCAAGAAAUGAUCGAAGACAUCCGCGCCAAACUCUCCAACGCCAACAUCGACGAAGACGACGACGUCGCCCUCGUCUCCGCAAACCUAACCAUCGACCUCGCGGACCCCUUCACCUCACGCAUCUUCACCACCCCCGUCCGCGGCGUCCGCUGUCGCCACAGGGAGUGCUUCGAUCUCGAAACCUUCCUCAUCUCGCGCAGCACCAAGCCCCACGAAGUCGCCUGCCUGCCUGAUGUGUGGAAGUGCCCGCUGUGCGGCGGGGAUGCAAGUCCGCGCGCACUCCGCGUCGACGAGUUUCUGGUCUCGGUUAGGGAGAGGUUGGAGAGGGAGGGGGGGCUGGAUGCUAAGGCGAUCUUGGUUACGGAGGAUGGGGCGUGGACUGUGAAACCGGAGGCGUUGCCGGCGGGGAGGAGGAAGUCGAGGGGGCCCCAGGGGGGGAGUGUGCCGCGUGAUGAGAGUGAGCAUAGCUCCCCAGCAGCGCAAUCCAGACAAGGAAGCCGGGCGGUGGAAGUAAUCGAGGUGGAUGAUGAUUGAGACGAAAUGUGCGUUCAAAUCAGAUUGAUUGGGAGAGGAGUUUGUUAUUGAGGUUUUUUUGUAUGCUCUCCAGGCGUACGUACGGGAUUUUUAUACCAGGAUUUGGGCAUUUUGCUAGCGCGCGUGGGUUUGGGAGACUUGGGAGGGUUAUACGUGAGCGAUUUGAGUCAUUUAUGACGGCUGUAUAUCAAAGUGGGAAAAGGGACCUCCGUUUGGCUGAUUAGGGCGUCUGGAAAAGUAGAGGGGAGUUGUGAGGAGGUAUAAUGAAAUGUGGUUUGCUGGGUUGUUUUAGCAUGGGCCGAGGAUUUGAGGGUUUAUUAGGAUGGAAGGGUGGCGGUGUGUUAAUAGGCUAUGGAGGCUGGGUUGAUUAUGAUAGCUCCUCUACCUUGUUUGUAGGCUAUUUGAAAGCAACUGUCUGCUCAUUG